Molecule: messenger RNA, 3238 nt
Organism: Ostrea edulis (European flat oyster)
Lineage: Eukaryota; Metazoa; Mollusca; Bivalvia; Ostreida; Ostreidae
Product: dynein axonemal intermediate chain 3-like
Exons: 24
Coding region: 107-2950 (947 amino acids)
Biological process (GO): inner dynein arm assembly; cilium movement involved in cell motility
Cellular component (GO): inner dynein arm
Molecular function (GO): dynein heavy chain binding; dynein light chain binding
Source: RefSeq, a predicted model, not a curated record
GGCGUAUAUACGGGGACUUCAAAUAUGGCGUCCUUUAUGAAUUAGACAGUCGCCCUGUACAAAGAAAGAGUAAAGUUUAGUCAAUUAAACUAUUUAGAGCAAAGUCAUGGAUGAUACAUCAGAAAAGGAGAAAAAGACAUCAGAACAAAAUGAGAAAGAUCAGGACACAGCCGGAAAGAAGACUCCCAAACAAGGUAAACCAGGAAGUGGAAAAAGAGUGUCCAGCGGUCAAAAAAGUCCUAAAGGUGGAAAAGCGGAGAAAGGCCGAGCGACACCAUCCAAGGGGAAUGCAAAGACAAAAGCAGCAGAAGACAAGAAAGUGGAGGAUGCACCUCCUGCAGAGGGAGAGGGAGAAGAAGGCAUUCCGGAGGGAAUGGUGGCCCUGUUCUUAUCAUCCAAAUCACAGGAGAUUUUCCACUGCCGAGCCGACCAAGAUGUGACUGAGGAAAAUCCGAUCAAAAUCAUCACGAAGCAGGAAAUUCUGGACGAUAUGCGUAAUAGGGCUGCUGUGUGUGACUUCCACCCCAUAAAACAGGAGGUCAUAGAUUAUCCCUCGGAUGAAAUUUUGGUGGUGUAUGAUUUUGACUUUAAGUUUGGACAGAAUUUUUAUUGCGCCAUUACAGAGGAAGCCAAAGAGAAGUUCCUAAAUCCCCAGGGACCAGAUGGUGGGGAAGGAGGAGAUCAAGAAGAGGAAAUGGUAUACACAUAUAUCCCUCCGGAGCCAAAGGACUGGGUAUCGCUAGGCAGCGAGAAAGAAAUCAAGGAGGAGAGUGUCACAGAGAACAGACGGAGGCUAAAAGUAUCAGUGAAGAGAAUAAGGCGAGAGUUUGGGGCACCCUACAGCUUUAAGGAUCGCAACGUAGCGGAUGCUAAGGAUGGCUGUAUUGACUGUACCUCCUUUGAUGACCGAACUUUUGACCUAAAAAAGAUUGAACUGGACAAAUGUAUUCAGUCUAUCCCCGACUUUACGGACAUGGGGACCCAGACUGACUGGAAAUACCCCCGUAAUGCCUGUACCCAAUACCAGCCCAGGGAGUUCUCACAGAAAGAAAAGGAACAGCUGGAAAACUCCAAAAACCUCCAGACAUCGGCAGAAUCUGUCACACCAAGAUUUAAGUUGGCCUUACAACAGAAUGAAAUCAUGGACGUGUUCUACAUUGAUUGGCUCCAUCUCGGGAAUGCUGAGGAAAACUUUGGCAACAAGUCAGAUAACCACCUUAAGGAAUACCAGUCUUUCACAGAUCUUCAGUUUAGCAAAGAAAAGAGCAUCACAUGUAUACAAUGGCAUCCCACGGUCAAAGGGGUUGUCGCUGUGUCGGUGGCAGAAAAAAUGACAUUUGAUGAGAGAAUUGACUCAGCAGCCAAAGUAAUAAUGACUCCCUCUCUGAUCCUCAUCUGGAGUUUUGCAGAUCCCAUACAUCCCCAGUUACUGCUGGAGGCUCCUGAUGACAUCUACAGCUUCCAGUUCAGUCCGUCCGAUCCCAACAUUAUAUGUGGUGGAUGUUACAAUGGACAGGUGGUAUUAUGGGAUAUUUCUGCCCACGCUGACCGGCUGAAGCAACCUCGAGGAGGAAACAGAAACAAAAAAUCGAAUGUGUUGCCUGGAUUUGAGGAUCCCAAUGCCCUGAAGACUCCAAUAGUGCGAUACUGUGCAGUAUCCAGCAUAGAGAACAGCCAUCGAGCAGCUAUCACUGAUGUACAGUGGGUCCCAGAUCACAUGGAGGUCAAUAGAAUGGGUGUACCCCAGGAAAACAAGUCAAUGCAGUCCUGCCAAGUCAUGACCUGUGCAGCAGACUACAGUAUCCUUUUCUGGGACACAAGGCCCCCAAAAGGGCCAGGCCAACUCAACCUCAUCCCUAAAGUUGAGAAAGAAGACAAAUCCCAGCUGGGCGUUCCUACAACAUUUAAACAUUUGGAUCUGUCAUGGAAACCCAUGUUGAAGGUCCAUCUGCACAAAUCCGAGCCCGGGGGAGACCACAGUCCUGUCAAGUUCUCCAUUCAGGAGAAGCAGGGAGACAGACGAGCUCUGUCCAAAGCAACAGAUGCCACAGACAUGAGCCGGGAGAAUGCAAUGGGCGGCGGUUUUUAUUCAAACAAACCCGGGUCUGGCAAAGACAAGAGGACUUUACAGAGUGUCAAGACUCAUUUCUAUGUGGGGACAGAGGAUGGAGAGGUGGUGUAUGUGGACUGGAUGCCAGUGAAAGAUCAGGACACAGGGAAAAUUGUCACUCCCAAGCCUGAUUUCUACCAUGCCAUCCAUGACGGCCCAGUGAACACGGUUCAGCGAUCACCAUUCUUCAGUGACAUCAUUUUGUGUGUAGGAGGGUGGACAUUUACUGUCUGGAAGGAAGGCGUCACAGAGGACAUAUCUGAGAAUAAGAAGAAAACGGGUCCCAUUCUGCAGUCUUGUGCUAAUCCUGUCAAACUGACCACUGGUCAUUGGUCUCCAUCACGACCCUCGGUUUUCUUCAUUGCUAAGCAUGAUGGGAGCGUAGACGUCUGGGACCUCCUGGAUAAAACACACGAACCAACGCUGACACAGAGCGUGUCCCCAUCAGCCAUCACCAACAUAUACCCCUUCCAAGUGUCGCAGAAGCAGCAUUUAUUGGCUGUGGGAGACCAUGCUGGGACAUUACACAUCUUGGAGAUUCCAUGGAGUUUAAGACAACCCACACCUAACGAGGUUUCGGGGAUCUCUAACUACUUCGAGCGGGAGGUAAAGAGGCGUUCGUUUGUUGUGAUGAGAUGGGACUUCAGGGAGAACGAGAAGCGAGAAAUAGAACAGGAACAUAAGAGGAAAGCUGGGAUUGCUCCAAAUGUAGUACUGACUGAUGAGGAGAUUGAGUACAGGCUGAAACAGGAGUACCAGGCAUAUAUCGACGAAGAGUCGGCCUUCCUGCGGGAACUAGGACUGCUGAAGGAAGAGGAUGACCCCCUUCCAGAGACAUGAUCCCCUCGACACAACUUCCACUGUCCCUCGUACAAAACUGUGAUACUGACCAAUCAUGCUACUCUCCAGUUCUCACAGAGAAUCUGGUCUUAUUUUAUGUGCACUCUGUCACACUAUGGACUGUGUUAAUAGUGAAUGAUUGAUAUUUUGUUUUAUGGCUACCUGAAUAUUUAUUGACAUCUUGUAAACAUAUUUUGUUCAAUGUACUGACAUUUUGCAAAUGCUAGUGAAGUAUGUAUCUGUUUAAUAUCUUAUUAUUGAUUGAAAUAGAUAUUCAAUAUUGUUAAA